CUUCUGGAUAAACAUUAGAGGGCCGGAGCGUUGGGCCGCGGACAUGGAGCUCUGAGUGUUUAGUCUCGCCUCAGCUGCGGCCCCACCCAGUUGCCGCGCGGCGCUAGUGACCAUCUAGAUACACCAAUAUGGCUAGAGCCGUGGACAUGGCGGACUCUAUGCACUAUGAGACGCGGCAAAUCCGCGAGGCGCUGCAAGCCAGCAAUGCGCGACUCCGUUCUGCGCGUUAUGCACGCCCGGCGUCUAGCCUGACACCGCAGCAGGGUGCUGCUAUGCUGCAAGAGUGGGAGGGGCUCUCCAGCACCGGCGACAUUGACAACAACACAACGGCCGCCAACAACAAUCCCAUGUACCAGCAAAUGCGGUCAGCGCUGCUCGCCUUUGAGUCGGAGGUGGGGUACGCAGCGCCUGCCCGGGAGCGCGCAUUUUUCUCCGCGCUGCGGACACAGCUGAUGGAGGCGGCGGCGUGCCGGGAGCCGGAGCAACGCGACAUGCAACUGGCGGCCGCGUACAAAUGGUUCAGCAAGCACAAGCCUCAGGGUCCUGAGGUGGACCCCAUCACGGCCGCCGUGCUGGCCUCCUCCCUCAGCGUGGAGGCAGCGGGUGACGGCCGCGGACCGCAGCAGCCACCCGCCAGCAUGCAGCAGCGCCUCAACGCUGCGCACUCCGUAGCGAUGGGAACUGGAGGAUACGGCGGCGCGGCGGCAUCGGCACAGGCAGGGCCGCCGGGCAAGCACCAGUUCUUUGGUGUAUUCUCGGGGACAACAGGCGCCGGCAGCAGCGGCGGCAGCGCGAGGCCAGGCCCCAGCUCAGCUUAUCUUGCAGGCAGCACGCGGCAGGGCUCUGCGCGGGGCCCUAGCCCCACUGCUGCCGGGUCGAGGCCCGGCGCCGGCUCUCUGUCUCUCAACCACCCGCUCGUGAUGCACCCAACGGUGGCACACAGUGCGGGCGCUGGCGCCGGUGCAGGGGCAUCGGCGCGCGGCGGGCCAGCAGGGCCCAGCGGUGCCGGCGGUGGAGGGCCGGGCCGGGCGCGGUUCGCGUCUACGGACAUGUAUGCGCCAGGCAAGCUGGUGCGGGCGCAGGAGCUGGAUGAACUUGACCAUAGGGCGGCAGCAGCGGCGGCGGCAGCAGAAGGCGGCCGCCCGGGCGCGCUGAUGCACGCCAAGCCCUGGCUAACGGGGCCGUUCAAGUCGAGUGCGGGGACGGGGGCCGUGACGGCCGGUGCAGGCAGGGGUGCGGGCAAGGGCGGCGCGGCGGCGGCCGAAGAGGAGGAGCUGGCAGCACUGAGAGAGAAAUGGACGGCCAUGGACUCCAAGACGUCAGCGUCGGUAGCGGACGUGCAGGCCAAGGUGGCCGAGUGGACCCUGCAGCGGGCUCGCUUGGAGGAGGAGAUAGUGCGCCGGCAGGAGGCAAAUCGCUUUGCCAAGCCCAGCGCGGCGGGCGGCACCAGCGCGCCCUGGCAGCAGCAGCCCGGGAUGCAUAAGCCCGGCAACGCCAAUGACCCUAGCCUGCCCGCCGGCACUCUCUCGCCGUACGCCAAUGCCAAUGCGGACCUGGCGGCGGCGACGGCCGCGGCGUCUUCGGCCGCGGUGCCCAGCUCUGUGAGCUUCAUGCUGCCGGGUGGCGGCGGCGGUGCCGCCUCCAGCGCGGCGGUGGCGGGCGCAAACAUGCGGCUGCGGCAUGCGGAGGUGACGUCGUACGACCGGGGCCGGGCGGACCUGGUGAUGCGGCUGGCACAGCUGGGGGUGGGCGUCAACAGCGACACGCUGGACCGGGCGCUGCGGCCAGUGGAGGACCGCCCCUUCCUGGACUGCAUCUCAAAGCUGCCGAAGCCAGGGGACCACCUGCCCAGCAGGCCUGGGAGUGUACGGCUGCCGGCAGCUAAGAAGAAGCGGAGCAAGAGCGCGGGCAAGGCGCGGCCCAAGAGCGGGCGGUAGCUGCGGCAAGCGCGGGCGUUGAUGCACAGUCAAACAGCAGGGCGUUACAUUCAUCAGAUCUGCGGUAUAGAGCACAAGGUGUGCGUGUACGAGCUCUGUAGACGCAGCGGGG
Molecule: messenger RNA, 2049 nt
Organism: Chlamydomonas reinhardtii
Lineage: Eukaryota; Viridiplantae; Chlorophyta; Chlorophyceae; Chlamydomonadales; Chlamydomonadaceae
Exons: 6
Coding region: 147-1937 (596 amino acids)
Source: RefSeq, a predicted model, not a curated record